AUGGACAACCUAGCCGAACCCAGUCCAAAGGAUAUAGAGGACUUUGAAGGGUACUCAUCAAGGGCAGAAGACGCAAUAAGCAUGGCCUUCGACUACACUUUACAACUCCGAGCGCGCAUACAAGUCUUCCACUCCUACGAUCGUCGCAUAGUAAUAGGGUGUUCGUGCUCCGACCAGUUUUCGGAUCAGGGCACCCAACACAUUGCCUAUGCCAAGGGAGAAGCUAAAUCUAUCUCACCAGGAUUGUACGCCAACUUCUACGAAUUCUACGAGGACUCACAAGUUUUCCUACACAACCACUGGAUGGACGUUAAGUGCACUGACGGCAGAUGUCUACAAGUAACAUGGACGAACUCGCUCUGCUUCGAACUCUACAUGAAGGAAAAGGCGCCUACGGCAAGCUGCCUGGAGAAUAGCCUCACCCUAACGAUGGACGGAAUCGAAAGGCAACUCGAAACUGCUGCUAUUAUUCGCUCGACUGGACGCAUAUGA
Ostertagia ostertagi is the source of this 492-nucleotide messenger RNA. Lineage: Eukaryota; Metazoa; Nematoda; Chromadorea; Rhabditida; Trichostrongylidae. The record is from the annotation of a GenBank genome assembly.